This is a messenger RNA of Striga asiatica, 726 nucleotides long. NCBI's taxonomy places the organism in Eukaryota, Viridiplantae, Streptophyta, Magnoliopsida, Lamiales, Orobanchaceae. The record is from the annotation of a GenBank genome assembly.
UGUUGCUCAGAUUGCCGGAGGGUGUUUUUUUCCCGAUCACAAGCUUUUCCGAUGAGCGUGUUCGGCGGCGACAGCUGGGGGCGUGAGGCAGUCGACGAUCUAUUAAUCGACGGCAUCGAAGCUUCUGCUUACAAGAGGCUUGCCAAUGCCAAAUUCGCUUGCCUUGUUUGCCCCCAAAAUCCCGUUCUCGACACCCCGAUUAUGCUCUCAGUUGCAUACUCUUCUCCUAUUGAUGACAGUGGCUGCAAUUUUAGGGGAAACGUUAGGGUUUCUUCGUAUAUGAGGAUUUUGGUUUCAAUUUUGUUGCUUGCUAAGACACAUGUGAAUGGCUCACGCCACAAAGUUGCCAAGAAGGCUGCAUCUGAGGUGUUUCUUGGCCAAGCUACUCAGCAUAAUCCGAAAUCUGAGACCGGUCAUUCAACGGUGCCAAGUAUUGAAAAUUGUAGCGGUUGUGCUAAAGGCAUUCGAUUUGAAGGUACAGACGAAGGUUUUGUUAGAAAGGUACCGAAAUUGGACUAUAGAGAACAGGUAGAGAGGGAGCUCAAGUUCACGGCUGCCGGGUGGAAACGAGAUUGCCAUGGCAGAUGGUUCAAGGAUGAGAAUGUGAGGUUUUGUUCUGUGUUCUUUUGUUGUGCAAUCUGUUGUCAUAUUUUAAAUCUUGAGCUCAAGUCGGGACUACUGAAGAUAUUAAUCAAAGGGACUUCUGUUGGUUCGGGUAUGCCUGCG